AGUAUCAUACAACAAUUUGCUACAUUGUACUCACACUACAGCAUAGGACGCUACACCAGACGACGCCGCCUUUUCUUUUUGGUACGCCGUAUUCACUCAUACAACAUACACAAUUAGACACAAUCAACAAUGCGCCAACCAACCACCAUGCAGCAGAGAUGGGACCACCGAACCACCUUGGCCUGCAGGCUACGUGUGGUCUUUUUCUUCCUGACGGUACUAGGAGCCGCGGUGAUUGUUUCCGAGUACCAACGACAGGAACAGCGGGCGCUAUUGUUUCAUGGUGUGGAAAUCAGCAAGGGUUCCAUAUCACCUAGAGAAGAUUGGCUUCUGGACCAACCGAUAGUCCGGACACCCCGAACAGAAGGAAAGAAACCAUCCGAAAUCCUUUUUGGCGGAGUAACGACAACAAUAAAAAAUAUAUCUACAAACGCCACAACCAGUAUAGAAUCAGGUAUCGCGGAGAAAGCAAGUCAAGGAGCAACUUCUUUACGAACUCCGAGCGCCAAUAAAACUAUCUCAAAAAAAGAAAUGAUCACAAAAUUGAGCCAAGGAAAGGCUUUACCAACAAAUUUUCAGGCGCGAAGAAUGCCUCUGGAACAAAUGCCCAAUCACCAGAACGAAAUGGUUUCUGCCUCGUUGGUUAAAAAUUUCUCCGAACCUCCUACUGAGAACAACACGGCGGUGGUUCUGGUGGCAAUGGGAAAGGUCAGUGAAAACUGGAUGGUGGAGCGGUGCGUUCGAUCGAUCCGGGUGGGUGGGAAAUUCGGCGGCACGAUCGUCGUUAUCACCGACGGGGAUGGGUACGCCCGGUACUCGGAGACGCUGCUCGGCAAUACCGUUGCUGCCGCAAAUGCCAGCACUGCUACUAAUCGUAUCGGGAGACACAUCGAUUCGAAACAACGGCAGAUCAUAGUUAUGGAAAACAGAGAAGAAGACAGGACACCAAAAACAAAAGACGGCACCGAUGUUAAACACUACAAAAAGCGCGUCAACAUGUACUACAAGCGAUAUAAAACACUUGUGCUAAAGUACAUCGAGCAAGCUUUUGAAUACGCAUACACACACGACAAAACCGAUCACAGCAACCGAGUAUUGCCAAAGCACGCCCUAUAUCUCGAUGUGGAUAACAUUGUUACGAGGCCGCUUUCUGGUUUCUUUGAAGACUACUACGAUUCUGUUCGGCUCCAGCUGGUGAACUCAAUCCAGCAACAAGGCGCAAUAAAUACCAGCAGCAAGAACACCUUUGACAACGAAACGACGGAAACUGUAGAAUCCUCCGGAGAAUUCAGCUUCUGGUCUUUCUGGAGGGAUCCGCAUAUCCGUACCAAGAAAGCGACGGAACACCUGUGGCAAAGUGGGCAGAUCAUGCUCUCGACUGAGCACAGCAGCCAGUGCCUGGACGCCUGGAGAUACGAAAUGGACCACACACCCCACAACAUGGACCAGGCAGUACUAUUUCAGAUGUACGCUAAAAACUCGACAAACAAAUUCUGCCGGUUCUUUGAACUGCCUAGCGGUGGAAGCAAAGAACAAGAAAGCGACGGUUCUGAUUCGAAUCCAUCGAAAAACUCGAAACCAAAGAACCGUCACUUUCAGUUACUGUCGCUAGAACUUGCCGGCGGGAUCCAUCGCAGUGACUAUCCGACCAUCGUUCACGUUACCAGGUCGAGGCUCGAGCGCUUUGAUAAAAAGAGCCAUUUCCGAUUCCUGGAAAACUCCUUGUACCUCAACGGCAACGCCAGCAGCGAGAACGAACCCAACCCACGGCAGUCAACCGGUACCGAUAUCGAUCCCCACACCAUUGAUAGUGGCAUGACGCUGAAGGGCAACGGAGUGACAUGGAAGAAAAUCAUCGACAGUUUCGUGGAGGUCGACCUUAGACAGAAGCGAAAAGAUAAGCGAAGGAAGAAGAGGGAGCACAACAAGAGGAAACAGGAAAAUCUCGACCACAGAAAGGAAAACACAAAUAAAGAAAAGAAGAGGAGAAGAAAGAAAAAGAAGCAUUGAGGGGCGAUGGACUUAAGGAAGCGAAACAGAAGACGAAAGACAAAGAAACAAUGGAUGGGGCAAUCACCGAAAGGAAACGAAGAGGACUUCGCUCUAGAACGAACAAUCAGAUGAGCAAUUUUGUCGUAUCGGUGGAUAGUGAUUCAUUCAUUCUGCCUUGGAUGCGGGUUGUUGGCUGUAUCGAGCAAGCAAGCUUGAAUGAAAAUUGCAGCUCCCAAAAUGAACAAUUUCUUCCUGCACGAGAGACUCAAUAUAGUCCGUAGAGUAAAGAGGAGAUAGUGACUCCAGGACAUUGGAUCAUCCAUUCGUUCGUAGUCUGUCUGAUGUUGCCUUUGUGUACGAUCUAUUAUCAUCAUGCUGGUAAAACGCUUAUGUUGAUAUGAAUUAUUGCAACGUUAUUUGGUGGAGUGAUCUAAACGAGCUACUUGGCGAGUAUGAGACGCAAUUCGGACCGUACUGCAUCGUCUUCACUAGUAGCUAUUUAUCGCCGCAAUCGUCACUACAAUUGCUUGAGAUUUCAAUCACAAAUGAGGAUACACUGGAAGAUAAGCGUACAUGAUUCCACUAUUAAUACUAUUACUUCAGUACUUUCCGCGCCCAGGAUAGCUAACUCCUACUACUACGGGAAGGGAAGAUAUUACCAGUUCAAGAUUCGCAUUCGAGUGGUCAGCAGAAAAGUUUUACGUCCUACUUGCUGUAUGAACAGGGAUUGUCAUCAAGUUCAAAUACUUGUUGGAGAAGACUGAAGCAUCAUUCUUCAAUCCUAGUAAAACCAAGCCAAAACA
This is a messenger RNA of Pseudo-nitzschia multistriata, 2795 nucleotides long. The record is from the annotation of a GenBank genome assembly. Lineage: Eukaryota; Bacillariophyta; Bacillariophyceae; Bacillariales; Bacillariaceae.